This is a messenger RNA of Planococcus citri (citrus mealybug), 1752 nucleotides long. It is a transcript of the gene pch2, whose product is annotated as pachytene checkpoint 2 protein. The record is from RefSeq and is a predicted model, not a curated record. The transcript has 8 exons. Gene Ontology annotation, cellular component: nucleus; chromosome. Bases 226 to 1533 code for a protein of 435 amino acids. Gene Ontology annotation, biological process: reciprocal meiotic recombination; meiotic recombination checkpoint signaling. Lineage: Eukaryota; Metazoa; Arthropoda; Insecta; Hemiptera; Pseudococcidae. Gene Ontology annotation, molecular function: ATP binding; ATP hydrolysis activity.
UUUUUAUCACCAAAAAGAAAACAUUGCAACAUUUUUGAGUCAUCAAUUUUCUGGAAUUCUUAGAAUUCUAAUCGAAUUUCUAGUAAUUUUAUUGUAAAAUAACAGGAAGGGGUUAUCACAACUCGUGGUAAUGUGCAUUUGUACCAGCGAGCAAUAUUCAAAUUCCUAUUUCAAGUUCAACGUUCUUUCUAUACGAGCAUCAUUCUGUGUUAUCAAAUUGUCGAGAUGAAAAUGAAGUGCGUUGUUCAUGUUGAAGUUAUACAACACUCGAAUAGUAAUGUGGAAGCUAAAGAUCUGGAGUGUUUGGUGGACCAAGAACUGCAAGACCUCGGUUCAGUACGUCCUGGCCAAUCCAUGACUUCCGUCCAAUUCACCUCAGAUAUACUCAAGAAGAACAUAAUCAGUGUAAAGAUUAGUGAAAGUUCCGAAUUAGCUCAUAAUUAUAAUUUGGAUCCAGAAAAUCUAACGAAUUUAUCGCUAGACAAAGUUAGUUUACAAUUUCACACGUAUCGUUUGGAAGAAGAAGAAAUACAAAGUGAACAAUUGAAUAUAUCCAGCGAUGGCGAUAAUGAAACAAUCUCAGCUGCGAAUUACUGCCUCUUACCUCAUGUUUCAUUUCAUGGCAUUUGGGAGAAUUUAAUAUACGACAAUAAUAUCAAAGAAAACUUGUUAGAUUAUGCCAGCACGUCGAUGAUAUUCUCUCAAUAUAAAGUAAACACGAAUGUAAUCUCGUGGAAUCGUGUUAUAUUACUGUAUGGUCCACCAGGAACGGGGAAAACAUCUUUGUGUAAAGGAUUAGCUCAAAAAUUAUCCAUCCGAUUGAAGAAAAAUUACAAGAUAGCUGAAUUCAUCGAAAUAAAUAGCCAUAGUUUAUUUUCUAAAUAUUAUUCGGAGAGUGGAAAAUUAGUGAUGCAGAUGUUUUCAAAAAUCAAAGAACAUUUAGAAUACGGCGAAUCUUUGGUGUGUGUUUUAAUCGACGAAAUAGAAAGUUUAACUCAUGCUAGAAAUGCUUGUAUGAACGGUGCCGAACCUUCGGAUUCGAUUCGUGUAGUAAACGCUAUUCUAACGCAGCUAGAUCAGAUACGAAGGUAUCCGAAUGUGCUCAUUUUAACUACAUCGAAUUUAAAAAGUGCCAUCGACGUAGCUUUCGUCGAUCGUGCUGAUUUACAAAUUUACGUUGGACCGCCAUCGAAACGCGCCAUUUAUGAGAUAUUUGUAUCGUGUUUGAAAGAAUUAAUCAGAGUCAACUUAAUCAAGUUGGAAACCGAAAUAGAUUUUUUAUCUGUAGAUUGUUUAUCUGAAUCUGAAGAAAAAAGCGACGUUAAUUUUACCGUUAGUCGAGAAUUAUUCGAAGUAGCUAAAUCGUGCGAUGGAUUGAGUGGGAGAAUAUUACGUAAACUUCCAUUUUUAGCAUAUUCUUCGUAUUCGAAAUCGGAGAAGAAAUCUAUAAAUAAUUACAUUCAAGCCUUACAAUCUGCCGUUGACCAAUAUCGUGCGAAUAACAAGAGUAUCUUCGGUGUACACUGCCAGUAAUUGUCACCAUUCUUGAACUCGUCAAGUUUUAAUACUUCUAUGACGUUAAUCGUCGUUUUAUCGUGUUUUAUCAUUUUUUAAAACGCAAAAUGUUGCCUUAUUUAUUUUUUCAUUCUCAUUUUAUUAUAAAUGUAGAUUUUAAGUUUUAUGUUGCGAGUAAGGUUGGUGUAGUGAACAAGUAGUUUUUAAGUGAAUAUAUUUUACAAGUUUUAUUUCCGA